AUCCUCCCGGCUGUUUGGUGGAUGCUCUUGCCACCGACUUCCAGGCAUGAGGUGGCUCCUGCCCUGGACUCUGGUGGCAGUGACAGCAGCAGCUGCUGCGGGCAGUACCCUGGUGACGGCCCUCCCCCCGGCCCCCACAGCCAUGGCCGUCACCCCAGUGCCACCGGAGGACACGUCCUCACGCCCCCAGUUCUGCAAGUGGCCGUGCGAGUGCCCGCUGUCCCCGCCCCGCUGCCCGCUGGGGGUCAGCCUCGUCACGGAUGGCUGUGAAUGCUGCAAGGUAUGUGCCCAGCAGCUCGGCGACAACUGCACGGAGGCCACCGUCUGUGACCCCCACCGGGGUCUCUACUGCGACUACAGCGGGGACCGCCCGAGGUACGCAAUAGGAGUGUGUGCACAGGUGGUCGGCGUGGGCUGCGUCCUGGACGGCGUGCGCUACACCAACGGCCAGGCCUUCCAGCCCAGCUGCAGGUACAACUGCACGUGCCUGGACGGCGCGGUGGGCUGCACGCCGCUGUGCCUCCGCGCGCGCCCCCCGCGCCUCUGGUGCCGACGCCCCCGGCGCGUGAGCGUUCCCGGCCGCUGCUGCGAGCAGUGGGUGUGCGACGACGACGCCAGGAGGCCGCGCACCACCGCGCUGCGCGACACGGGCGCCCUAGUGGCUGCGGACGAGGUGGAGCCGUGGCACAAGAACUGCAUAGCCCACACCAGCCCCUGGAGCCCUUGUUCCACCAGCUGUGGCUUGGGGGUCUCCUCUCGGAUUUCCAAUGCCAACGUGCGGUGCUGGCCUGAGCAGGAGAGCCGCCUCUGCAACCUGCGGCCCUGUGACGUGGACAUCCGGCCGCUAAUCCAGGCGGGGAAGAAGUGUCUGGCCGUGUACCAGCCAGAGGCGCCCGUGAACUUCACCCUCGCGGGCUGCACCAGCAUACACUCCUCCCGGCCCAAGUACUGUGGGGUCUGCACGGACGACAGGUGCUGCAUCCCCUACAAGUCCAAGACCAUCGAUGUCUCCUUCCAGUGUCCAGACGGGCCCGGCUUCUCCCGCCAGGUCCAGUGGAUUAACGCUUGCUUCUGCAACCUGAGCUGCAGGAAUCCCAACGACAUCUUCGCCGACUUGGACUCCUACCCUGACUUCUCUGAAAUUGCCAAUUAGGCGGGCACAAGUCGUGGGACUUGGGGCCUGGCCCAGUACUGGCAAGGCUGCCAGCCCUCUGCGGCCAGAAACUUUUCACAGUUGUCCACUUGCCACUCACUCUGAUUCCCUUUGUCCUGACCCUUUGCUCCUUUCCUGACUCUGACCACCCAAAUGGCCCGUGAUGGUGCUCCUCAGACCCCUCCUUGACAGUGCCCCGCACCGACUCCAAAGAAAAUGCCCAUCGCUAGCAGUUCUGGUCAAUAGUCAAGCCCAGUCUGGUCCGUCCAAGCCACUGGGAGUCCAGGGAACAGAAUCAGCUAGACUUUCAGCAUUACAGAUUCCUUCUUUUGAUGCCAAACCACAAGACUCUUUGAGCCCAUUCAGAAGAACCAAGAGGAUUUGGGACAAUAGAACAGUCUAUUAUUUGGGCCCUGCCAAGUGGCACUCGAAGGGACAGUCUGGCCACAGCAUACCAAAUGUUUCUCUGAGCCCAAAGAUUGGUGCACCCCAAGGUCACCCAACAUUUGCCGAGUGAGGUGAAACAUUUUACCAUUUGGUUUUGGUUCUUUAAUGGAAAGUUGUGUCCGUUUAACCUGGGCAUUGUAGAAGUUAAGUUUCUCUUCAUCCCAUGUACCGUGAAGGUUACAAAUUGGGGUCAUCUCCAUCAAAAUGAGAUUUGAUAAAGUUCAUUCUUAUUUAUGGAAAACUCCCCAGUCGGAACUCUGGGGUCAACCAGUUUUCAGAAGGAGCGAGUGACCCUGGCACGGAAUCUGCUGCUGGCCGACAGGCCCUGGCGCUGACCAGGCUCUCAGGCGCUCUUCCUGCUUGAUGGUUUGUGGGAUUUGCUGGCGUCCCUGGGAGGGUCUCUCUGCCCCCGAAAGCAGUGUUCUGGGAAGUUUCCCUAUUCUUGGGGAUGUUUGGGAGACCUAACUGAUGUCCAGGCCAGACCCACCUGCAAUGACCGAGAACACACCCAGAGGUCAGGGGUGGACUGAACCGAGAAGUGAGUCCAUCCCAUCCCACGUCGGCCUGGCAGGGCCUCCAAAGCCAGAGCCUAAAGGACCACAAGGGACACUGGGCCCCACAGGUGUCUUUUGGCUGCAAUGACCCAUUUCACUGCCUUGGGGUUUGAUGAACACAGAGGCUUGCCAGUUGUUUAGAAACUUAUAUAUUUAAGGGUAAUUUGAAGCUAAAAAGAAGAGGUGGUUACUAAUGGAAAUAAGGUUGUUAUUUAUUUUAUUAUAGAAUAUAAAUAUUUGCUGUUAUAAUUCCCUUAUUAAGCACCUUCUGUAUGUACCGCCAUUGAAUCUUGGCAACAACCUCCGGAAGCAGUCACUGCUAUUUCCUCUCUUAUGGACGUGAAACAGAAGCACAGAGUGGUAAAGAAAUGCAACUGAAGCUGCCCAGCUGUUACUUGGUCAGAAUUCAAAUCCAAGUGGGACUGACUUACAACUCAUAUUUUCCUCCUGCUUUUAGAGCUUUUAAAUAUAUCAGAGCAGGAAAACACGUUGGAAUAAGCGACUUCUUGUUCUCAGUUUUUGCUGUCUCUCUAGCUCCUUUCCCAAGAGAAAAAGAUUAUCUGAUUUUCAGAUAAAUGAGGUACUCGAGCAACCACAUAAAUAACAGAUAGACAAAAAUUCCACACAUUCCUAAUGGAUUAUCCCUUCCUUUAGAUCAUAACCAGCUCUCAGCAUACCUUUAGAAGAUGAUUCUGCUCACCCAAUAUCACAUGUGGAAUGAUGUGCAGUUAUUCAUGAGGUUUGAAAUAUGUCCAGUAUAGAGAGGAUUCCUGAACAGGAGACAAGGGUUGGGACUGUGCGCUCCUCACUGUGGCCUUAAGAAAGCCUGGCCCAGUGCAGGGCACACAGUGGCACUCAAUAUGUGUGUGGGGAAUAAAGGAAGUUGUGUAUGUGUGCUUACUUUUAUUCAGAAGGGCUCUUCUUCCAAAGUUAUGUGAAAAUCUCAUUUUUAUCAGCCAAAUCUUAUUUGAAGUGCCAUAGGAAAAGAGACACUUAAUACUUCAAUAUUUUAUUUAAAUAAAUUUUAUAUUAAAAAAAGAAUUCUUGUGUAAAGAGCCUUUACCCCAUAAAUGUUUUCUUUUAUAAGUCUCUGUGGAUCAUGUUGGAUUUUCUUAGGAUGAAGACAUCUGCAACCUACAAAUUAAAGGUUGCAAAUUAAAAAUUGCUAACCCCAUUUGAAAUUCAGUAGAAAUCCAAUUUCUGAAUCCAUUACUGAAUUUGCAUUCCAAUUUGGGAAUCCAAGUGUAGCUUCUAAGAUCCUAGGAGGCUGGUUGGAGGAAUUGGGGAUUGUCCUGGAAAUGGAUGGAAUGGGGUGGCCGGGAUGACCUGAUCACGGCGGAUUUUGAGAAAUGGACCUGUUCUAUGCAGGUCUAAGAGGGAGAGUCUCGGACGGAUUGGAGCCAGAGGAAAGGAGAUUUGGGCCCAAUGUAACGAAUCUCUUUCUAGCGGUCAGAAUUCUUCUACAAGGGUGUACCCUCCCUCAAUAAACACCAAGGCUAAUAAUCAUAACACAGAAAUGUUAUUGAGUGCUUACUUGGGUUCUUCAUUAUCUUAUUGAUUCUCACUGCAACCUUGCAGAAGAAUCUUCUCCCCAUCUUACGAAUGGAAAAUCCGAGACUCAGAGAGGCUGAGAAAUCAAAACCAAAGCAUUAGCACCCAAGCCCCAGCUCACUCCCUUCUCUGUAGUCUGUCUUCCUCUUGGGGAGGCCUCUAGACAGAGUGUGCAAGAACCCCCCACUGGCAGGGAGUUCAAAAACAUCAAGUAAAUCAACUCCGCAGUCCCCACUGACACCGCAGUCUUAGAUGAAAGGAUCCUUUGACCAUCAGUGCUUGCUUGAGUGUGUUGGGCGUUGGGGAGAGAGGGACACCUGAAUCCAUCAAACCACUCACUCUUCUUGACAAACCCAAUGGUAAGCAUUUGGUGAGCGCUGACAGUGUGCCAGGCUAGGGCUAAGUGCUUUACUGCCAUAUCUUAUUUAAUCUUCAUGGCAACCUCUGAAAUGCAGCAUUAUUAUCAUUACACCCAUUUUAGAUACAGACAACUGAGGCCCAGAGGGGUUAAAUUUGCUCAAGGUCUUAUCAGCUAGUGAGCAGCAGAGCAGGCUGGUGAAGCAUGACUCCCGAGCCAUCUUUCCUAACAAUAGUCCAGGGUAUCCUGUCCCCAAAUCAAAAGGUACAGCCUUUCUAGAAAGUAAGGCAAUGAUAACUCUGCUCAGCUGGGAAUCACGGAUCAAUGUAAUGGUCAGCCGUGUGCCUCUGCACAUACAUGUAUGUGUAUAUAUUUGUAUGUAUGUAACUAUUUUCAAACUGUGAUUUAAUAUUUAAAUAUUACUACUGUCAUUUUUGUAAAGUUACUUCUAAAAAUAUAUAUAUGAAGAUAUGUCUUGGAAUUUCCCAAUGGGGUAAAAAAUAGU
Molecule: messenger RNA, 4568 nt
Organism: Choloepus didactylus (southern two-toed sloth)
Lineage: Eukaryota; Metazoa; Chordata; Mammalia; Pilosa; Megalonychidae
Gene: CCN4
Product: cellular communication network factor 4
Exons: 5
Coding region: 47-1153 (368 amino acids)
Biological process (GO): signal transduction; cell adhesion
Cellular component (GO): extracellular region; extracellular matrix
Molecular function (GO): integrin binding; heparin binding
Source: RefSeq, a predicted model, not a curated record